AUGUCCCUCAAUUCGGGCGCACGAGGCUUUCGCCGUGCACCAUCCCUGUUUCGCAACACCUUCGAGCAGCUGAAAACCCGCUACGACAGUGUACAGGCGCGGCUCGAUGCAAUCACCCUUCCGGAGCGCUACAAAGGCACGAUCCUGGAGAAAUGGGCCUUGUACUGGAAAAAUCUCGUGAUCGAUUACAAGGAAAUGGUCAUCGAUACUGGACGUACGAUGCGGGAACGACCCGUUCGUAGUAGUGUCUACGUUUCGCUACUUGCCGGUGGUUUGUAUGCCGGUGCACGCAAUCCCUCGGAGACAGAUUUCUACGACCAGUUUCGGCAGGCGUACAACAAAUUAUCGCUGGUGCAUCCUAUCUGCCAGAAUCCGGUCGCCUCGCGGCAUCUAACGUUUCUGGAACGAUGUCAUAACGAGGGCAUCCUUAGGCGGUUGUCGCUGGGUGUCGUCUCGUUCCUGUGGCUCGAUAAUUACGACAAGGGCUUGGCCAUCUACAAAGCGGUCUGUCCGUAUCUGCAGCCACGAUAUUUAACCUUCCACGAGCGCAUAAUUGACGUGGGGUUUAAUCAAAAGUAUUGGGUACUGGAACGAAAAAUGAUAGACUAUGAUAUCAAUGAGGAGAAUUUGUAA
This is a messenger RNA of Anopheles marshallii, 633 nucleotides long. Its product is annotated as mitochondrial import inner membrane translocase subunit Tim29. Bases 1 to 633 code for a protein of 210 amino acids. Gene Ontology annotation, cellular component: TIM22 mitochondrial import inner membrane insertion complex. The record is from RefSeq and is a predicted model, not a curated record. Lineage: Eukaryota; Metazoa; Arthropoda; Insecta; Diptera; Culicidae. Gene Ontology annotation, biological process: protein insertion into mitochondrial inner membrane. The transcript has a single exon.